Molecule: messenger RNA, 477 nt
Organism: Babjeviella inositovora NRRL Y-12698
Lineage: Eukaryota; Fungi; Ascomycota; Pichiomycetes; Serinales
Exons: 1
Coding region: 62-262 (66 amino acids)
Source: RefSeq, a predicted model, not a curated record
CACAAACAUGGAGUCACCUCCCCGUCGAAUUUUCUCUUAAAAGAGUUUUAGCAAUUGGAGAAUGCAAGGUUCAUCUACAGGGGAAACUCUGCGAUCUUAUACCCUGCAGUUCUUUAAAGUUGCACCCGGUUAUAAUACACUUUCGUUUGGCCGUUGCUGGGUGGUUUACAAAAAAGAUGGACCUAAGUUACAAGUUUCAAGAUAUGAUCGUCACUACAGACGACUAGGUAAAACAAGGAUUAAGUAUGAAUCCUUUGCAUGAUUGCGCCGAUCGUUCGGUCGAUCAGAUGAGUUUCUUUUGAAAUAAGCUGCGUUCAGCUUUUGACACACUUUGCAAUAGAGUCAAAGGAUAUAUUUUGGUGCUGGGUUCCAUAUAGGGGCAAAGUGGUACAGUUUAUGGACAAAACCCCUACGAGUAGGUAAAGCCCUUUAAAUAUACCCCUCUACUUCCUAAAUCAUCUAUAAAAGCUCUCAGAA